Messenger RNA from Colletotrichum navitas, 404 nucleotides. RefSeq lists its product as uncharacterized. Lineage: Eukaryota; Fungi; Ascomycota; Sordariomycetes; Glomerellales; Glomerellaceae. The coding region runs from base 83 to 352 and encodes 89 amino acids. The transcript is spliced from 3 exons. The record is from RefSeq and is a predicted model, not a curated record.
GCCACUCUAACUUCUGCAUUUAUAACCUUUGUCAAAAGAGCAUCUCUAGUUCCCAGCCUUUCCCAAACCCGGAAACACCAAAAUGAAGGCUUUCACUGUCCUCCUUAACCUGGCUCUUGCCUGUUCUGCCGCUGCUGCGGCUGUUCCCUCAGAGCUCUCGGGUCUUGAAGAGCGCUCUUGCGGCAAAGCUGGCGCUCCUUGCGUGUACGGUGACGAUUGCUGCGUCUUCUGUGGCCUUGACCGCAAGUGUACCGACACGAUUUCCACCUGUGUUGACAAAGGCCUCUUUCCCGUGAGCGGCGCGUCCAGCUGCUGCUCGCGCGCUGUUGACAAGAACGGCAACUGUACUUAGGCACAGUCCAGCCCCGGAUAUAUACUUGAUUACACAUGUACACUGAAUACCG